Molecule: messenger RNA, 704 nt
Organism: Perognathus longimembris pacificus (Pacific pocket mouse)
Lineage: Eukaryota; Metazoa; Chordata; Mammalia; Rodentia; Heteromyidae
Gene: S100a10
Product: S100 calcium binding protein A10
Exons: 3
Coding region: 172-465 (97 amino acids)
Cellular component (GO): cytoplasm
Source: RefSeq, a predicted model, not a curated record
CUGGGCAGCCAGCCCAGGCUCCUCCUGCUCUACAGCCCCGAGCCUCCGCCCUCUCCCCACUCGACCCACGUACAAAGGCGCCCAGCCGCAGAGCUCUCCCCACCUCCCGCGUCGCAGCUCGCCCAGCAUCUGCCGCGUCCCGGGGCUCAGAUUUCAUCAGACCUCACCAAAAUGCCGUCUCAGAUGGAACACGCCAUGGAAACCAUCAUGUUUACAUUUCACAAAUAUGCAGGGGAUAAAGGCUACUUAGUAAAGGAAGACCUGAGGGUACUCAUGGAUAAGGAGUUUCCUGGAUUUUUGGAAAAUCAAAAAGAUCCUCUGGCUGUGGACAAAAUAAUGAAGGACCUGGAUCAGUGCCGAGAUGGCAAAGUGGGCUUCCAGAGCUUCUUUUCACUAAUUGCAGGCCUCACCAUUGCGUGCAAUGACUACUUCGUAGUACACAUGAAGCAGAAGGGAAAGAAGUAGAUAGAAUCCAGCAAUUAUUUCUGCCUACUCCAUAAGAUUUCUCCAGAAGGGUCAUUUGAGGGAUCCACCCACAAAAGGUUUUAUGACAGAUGAGGACUCUUAGGAAAAGUACAAAUAGCAUCCAACUCCCAUUUGACAAGCAGAGAAAAGAAAGUUAAUGAAAUGCCAAAUAAGCUUCUCGUUUUUAUAUUGUUUGCAUCCUCUUUCCCCUAAUAAUAAAGUCUUUUUUUUAUUCCAAA